AAGUAGCUAGGCUACUUUUGCUUCUAGCUUUAACUUUGAGCUAUGUUGCAUAGUGCAUUACAGAGACCUAUUUCUUUAUCCCAUAAAAUCCGAACUUCCGUAUGGAGAUUACGUCAUUGCCUUACCCAUAAUAUAUUGUAGGCUACUGUUUUGAACCUAGGGUCAAUCUAGGACUGUACGAUACGUAAGCGUUCAGAUAACAGAAGAAAAUGUUUUCCGUUGUAAGAAGAACGAAAAUACCCCAACAAGUUCUGACCAGCAGCACAAUAUGCUCUCGAAUAGCGGGACACUCGCGGAAAGUUCCGGCGACAUUGAUCAUAAGACCCCUUUGCUCUAGAAUGGAUAUAGAGAAAGGACUGCUCUUCCGGCAAUUGUUUGAGUCGGCGAGCAGCACGUACACAUAUUUAUUGGCUGACACAGCCAACAAAGAGGCUGUUCUUAUUGACCCAGUACUAGAGACUGUUGACAGGGACCUGAAGCUCAUAGAUGAACUGGGGCUCACUCUGAAACUGGCAGUGAACACCCACUGCCAUGCAGACCACAUUACAGGAACAGGACGACUGAAAAAGAGGGUGUUAGGGCUGAAGAGUGCCAUAUCCAAGCACAGUGGUGCCACUGCUGAUAUCCUGCUGUCGGAAGGGGACAGGAUCUCCUUUGGCAAGCAUGUGGGGAACAUUCCAAACAUGUACCUGACUGUGAGGGAGACGCCAGGACACACAGAUGGAUGUGUUACAAUUGUAACUGGCGACCAGAGCAUGGCCUUCACAGGGGACACGCUCCUCAUCAGGGGAUGUGGAAGGACAGACUUCCAGCAAGGCUGCUCCAAGACCCUCUAUGAGUCUGUCCAUCAAAAGAUCUUCACGCUACCUGAACAAUGUCUUAUCUAUCCUGCUCAUGAUUACAAAGGUCAGACUGUAUCCACUGUUGGGGAGGAAAAGAGGUUUAACCCCCGUCUGACCAAGACCCUGGAGGAGUUUAUCCAUAUCAUGAUCAAUCUGGACCUCCCAAAGCCUGCAAAAAUAGAUAUUGCUGUUCCUGCAAACCUGCUGUGUGGACUUCAUGAAAUCUGAGUCUUUCGUUGCAAGAUACAUUUUUGUUAAUAAUUUGAUUCAGAAAUGCAAUAUUUUACAUAUAAUGAGAACAAACUUAUAAACUUAUAAAUAAUUUAUUAAUGAUUACAAUUUGUCUAUUGAAAAGUCAAUGGUCAUGAUUAGGUGGGUGAAUAGACAUGUUAUAUUUGUAUAAGAAUGCUCUAUUAUUGUGAUACAAAUCUCAAAUAUGGAAAUACAGGGGAAAAAGGGACCUAUUGUGUUCAAUUCAAGAUCGUUAAGAUUACUUUUAAAUGUAAAGCCUUUAUUUUACUGCAUCUACAGAGCUAUAAUGAAAGUAAAGUCAGUGUUCAGAUUGGCAUGGUCUAUUCACAGUUUAGUGUUCAUCAAUACUGAGCUUACACAAUUGAGCUUCUUCACAUUAACUUGAAAUGAUACAGGGUCCUUUUGCAAAAGCAGUACACUCUCACAUAGUACUACGUCUGUUGUUUGCUGUGGCCUGUCUUUGCAUAUAAUGUAAAUACUUGCAUUUGCAUAAAGAAAAUCCUCUGUGCCAAGUUUCCAUCGUGGAAGUUUAAAAUCUUUCAUAACCUAGUGUUUGUGUGUUUGCUACUGGUCCAUGAAUCCAUUCUCUGAUCUGUUCACCAGUUUUAUCCCAAAUGUUCUCUCUCUCUCCCUCCCUCCCUCUCUCCUCUAGUCUCUACUCCUUUGGGUUCUUUAAGCACAUUCAGGUUCUGCCACCCUGACUCCAUCUCACUUACGCUUUGUUACCCUUUUAAUGUUAACCCUAACCCUAACUUAACAUAGUUGUUAAAGGUGCUGGUUUUCAAAUAUUUUAAUUAUUAAAUUAAAUUAUUCCGUUA
Molecule: messenger RNA, 1912 nt
Organism: Osmerus eperlanus (European smelt)
Lineage: Eukaryota; Metazoa; Chordata; Actinopteri; Osmeriformes; Osmeridae
Gene: ethe1
Product: ETHE1 persulfide dioxygenase
Exons: 7
Coding region: 210-1070 (286 amino acids)
Biological process (GO): hydrogen sulfide metabolic process; glutathione metabolic process
Cellular component (GO): mitochondrion
Molecular function (GO): sulfur dioxygenase activity
Source: RefSeq, a predicted model, not a curated record